Messenger RNA from Lingula anatina, 1142 nucleotides. Its product is annotated as thyrotropin-releasing hormone receptor-like. NCBI's taxonomy places the organism in Eukaryota, Metazoa, Brachiopoda, Lingulata, Lingulida, Lingulidae. The record is from RefSeq and is a predicted model, not a curated record.
AUGGCGUUGAACUUCUCGGGAUCGGUGUUUUCUAACCAGACAAAUACGUCAGAGGAGGCGGAGGAACUUUAUGCCCAGCUGCUUGCCUUUGCGCGCGUGGCAAUGGUACCGACGUCUUUCAUAGGCCUCGUUGGAAAUAUCUUGAACCUGAUCAUUCUGAACAGAGCUGCUGUGAAAGACUUGUCUGUCUCAGUCUACCUGACCGGGUUAGCCAUUGGAGACCUGCUGUACUGUUUGGACAUUUUCCGUUGGUACCUUGAGUGGUCCGGGAUCCUACCACAGCAUUAUAACUACGACAUGUACUGUAAAACAAUGAACUUUAUUGGCUAUUUUUCGACGGGUUUGUCGCAUUGGAUGAUAUUCUGCGUGUCUUUGGAGAGAAUGAUUAUGGUGACCUUCCCUUUCAAAGCGAAGUCGUUAUGUACGGUGCCCAAGGCGCGCGCGGUCGUCUGUUUUUUCGCCCUAACAAUGGCGUCUUGUGUCUCCAUCAACUUUGUUUUCGUUACACAGAUUCACGGAGUUGACGACACUUGGAUAUGCUGGACUAGAAAUGAAGACACUUUAGGAAAUUUGCUGUUUAAUAUCUUCCGACUCAUCUUCGAAUUGCCACCUGUGGUUUUCGUCCUCGUGCUCAACUUUGUCACCAUUGUGUUUUUCUUUCGAAGCAGAGCCAAGUCGACGUUAGCGUCCAGUUCUAUGAAAGUCUCCCACAGAACCACGGAUUAUGAAAGGAAACUCACAGUAACCCUCACGGCUACUGGACUUGUCUUCGUAAUUCUAGAGCUACCUUAUCUGAUAAUGCUGCUGCUUACGCAUCUCUAUGGCAACGGCCCAAAACUGAUCGCAGUUUCAAAUAUCUGCAAGCUUCUCAGCGGCAUCGACCAUGCUUGUAACUUCUUUAUAUACAUCCUAGGAGCGCCCCUGAUGAGGAGGGAGUUUACCGCAAUGAUGCGGAAGAUUUGUCCCAAACGCCAAGACGAGGCUACGUCUCCUCCGGUGGCCAAGUUGAGUCAGGCGUCGCCCAGCCGACCAUCACCGUCCAGUGACGGUCAAGAAAACGAUAGCACAGAUAUGACGCUUUAUUCCAUCACACCGAUUCCUUAGAAUGUGUAAUGAUAUAUUACUACAUUAUUUAUGGUUGU